AUGGAGCAAAAUAUCUUCAAAAAUCUACCAUCAGAUCUCACCACCAACAUCCUCUCACGCCUCCCUCUCCGAACUAUUUCAAUCAGCAAAUGCGUCUGCAAACCAUGGCUCAAUCUCCUUCAAUCCCACGAUUUCGCCAAAUCCAAACUCAAAACCCCACCCGCCCUAGCUCAAUUGACGCCCUUGACGAGCUCAACUCAGUGCACCGUUUUCCAAUUCCAAGACGAAGACGAAGCCGAUGUCGAGAGCCACGCUCUUCGUUUCCGCCCAAUCGCAGAUUUCGAAAUCCACCUCGGAAACAAAAUCAAAAGAUGUCGAGCUCAGGAGACUAAUGGAUUGCUCCUUAUACAUACAUCGUCAGUGCGUCGUGUUUCUGUAUCCAAUCCGAUCACUCGUGAAUAUAUUAACCUCUUUAUCCCUGCCGAAUAUGUGUCAGCAGCUUAUUCGCUGAGUUUCGGAUUUGGCGUGAGCAAAAUAAGUGAGCAAUAUAAGAUUGUUUGUAUCAAUGCGGAUAAUGGAUCCGACUCUCAUUGCGUGUACACCCUCGGAACGGGAACAUGGAGGCGCGUUGAAGCCGGCGCCGCCUCCGGUUUCAAAUUCUGUUUCCAUGCUUACAUCGAGUGUAAUGGCAACCUCCAUUGGACGUUGGAAGAUUCUGCUGAAAUCUUGUCGAUCUGUGCAUUUGAUCUCGAUACAGAAUGUUUCAGCAUCUUCUCUGCGCCUGUGAUAGAAGGACUUACUGAAGAUCGACAUGCUAUCGAUUUCAGGUUUAAUGUUUUGAGGGGCUGUCUGUGUUUGUCUUACACGUUGGACGAUAAGGUUGUCAUCUGGAUGAUGAAGGAGUACCGUGUCAAGGAAUCUUGGACCAUGGUGUACCAUAUUGGUAUUGAUAUUGAUUGUGGUAUUGAUGACUGUCAUUGGAAGCUUAUGAAUGUUUAUCCAAUCAAGCUUUUCGAAAACGGUGAUGUGUUGAUGUUUCUGGAAGAGAAGUGCAUCAUCUACUACUCCAACAAGACAGGAACUCUUCAACAUGUCUGUAGGCUUACGGAAGGAACUUCAGAGGAUGACGAGGCUUCUGCCAUGAUUUUCACUCCUACCCCUUUCUCACUCAAGAGUUUUGGAGUUGAGAAUGUGAUCUCUUUCUAG
Messenger RNA from Salvia hispanica, 1146 nucleotides. Its product is annotated as F-box protein At3g07870-like. Lineage: Eukaryota; Viridiplantae; Streptophyta; Magnoliopsida; Lamiales; Lamiaceae. Gene Ontology annotation, molecular function: protein binding. The record is from RefSeq and is a predicted model, not a curated record.